Messenger RNA from Lecanosticta acicola, 678 nucleotides. Lineage: Eukaryota; Fungi; Ascomycota; Dothideomycetes; Mycosphaerellales; Mycosphaerellaceae. The record is from the annotation of a GenBank genome assembly.
AUGACGACCUACUCAAAGACCAUACAGACCGAACGUCUCACCCUCCGCCUUGCGGACCCAAGUUCGGAUGAAGACUGUCUCCAGAUCAUCGAGAUCUACAACGACCCAGCAGCUUCCAUGGGUGGAAAUGCCAGAGUGGGAAUCAACACCAUCCAAGAGGUCCACGCCAAACACGCCGCUCACGGCCCUAGACCACACCUCUGUACCAAAGUUACUCCAAAUGGACUUUUCCAUCUCAUUUACCUCAAGUCCUCCCCAGAAACAUGCAUCGGGUUCAUCGGUCUCAGCUUCAGAAGGGAAAUGCCAUAUCCGGAUCUUGGAUACGCUCUCUUCCAGGACUACUGGGGCAGCGGAUAUGCCGCCGAAGCUGGGAGGGAAGCGACACGAUUCUGGAAAGAGGAAAUUGGAGUGGGUGAGAUGUUCAUCGGGACUCUGCCGCAUAAUGGGAGGAGUCAGAGGACUGCGGAGAGGAUUGGAUUUGUGCGGGGUGGAGGGUUUGGUAUUUGUUUUGGGGAUGAGACGACGGGUGCGGUCGAGAGGGUUGAUGGGGUGGCGUAUGUGUUGCCCGGCAUGGAAUGGGAAGAAUGGGAUGCUGAGACGGGGGAGAGGAGGGAGAUUCGGCCUACGGUUGGGACGGAGACGGAGGAGCAGAGGAAGAAUGGAUUGAGAGUUGGGUGA